Molecule: messenger RNA, 1629 nt
Organism: Manduca sexta (tobacco hornworm)
Lineage: Eukaryota; Metazoa; Arthropoda; Insecta; Lepidoptera; Sphingidae
Gene: COMMD4
Product: putative peptidyl-prolyl cis-trans isomerase dodo
Exons: 2
Coding region: 170-640 (156 amino acids)
Cellular component (GO): nucleus; cytosol
Molecular function (GO): peptidyl-prolyl cis-trans isomerase activity; protein binding
Source: RefSeq, a predicted model, not a curated record
UGGAAAUUACCGGCAUACUAAGACUAUAUUAUUUCCACAUCCCUAUUUAAAAAGUAAAAGUAGGCGUCCUGUCAAACAAAGGCGGCUUAUUUUUUGUUGUUGUAAUCGGAAUCAAAAUAAACUUUAUAAAACAUCUCAACCACAUAACUGCGAUUGUUCAACUUUCAAAAUGUCGAAAGAUAACGAAGCGCCGCUGCCCGAAGGAUGGGAAAUGAGAACCAGCCGUUCCACCGGGAUGACAUAUUUCCUCAACACAUACACAAAGAAGUCUCAAUGGGAGCGUCCAGAAGCUCCUGCAGACCCUGGAGAAAUCCGGUGCAGCCAUAUACUGGUGAAACAUGCAGAGAGUCGGCGACCGUCGUCUUGGCGCGAGGAAAACAUCACCAGAAGUAAGGAAGAAGCUUUAGACCUUCUAAAAAGCUACCGUAAACAGAUUGUAGCGAAUGAUGUCCCGUUUGUUGAUAUUGCAAUGAAAUAUUCCGACUGCUCAUCGGCCAAGCGUGGUGGGGAUCUGGGCAUGUUUGGAAGAGGGCAGAUGCAGCAGCCAUUUGAGGAGGAAGCAUUUAAACUGAAGCUUGGCCAACUCAGCAAACCAGUCCAAACUGAUUCAGGAUAUCACAUCAUCUUGCGGACUGUUUAAUUAUGUUUUGUUUAAGGGAUGUUUUUGUUUGAUUGGAUAAGGUUGUUACGAUCAUUUUCUGAAUGAAAAAGCAUUUUUUGUUUUUAUUAAAGUAUUAGAUUUGAACAAUAAUAAACUGCCAAUUAUUAAUAUGUCAUUUAAGGUAAUUUCAUCUUUUCUACACACAACAUAAAGAUUAUAUAUCUAAAAUAUAUAAUUAUGCACCCAAUAAUAAUAAUUAGUAGUUAAGGACUUCACAUUUAUACAUUUUUAGACAUUGUACUCAUCUCAUUUUGUUUAUGUCACUUGAUUCCUACAUACCUUCAAAUUUUAAUUGACACGGAAACAAUUAAAAGCUGUUCCUGGAGUUAAAAUAGUUUUAAGGUCUAAAGUUUGACUUAACGAAAGAUAUGAUAAAGAACCAGAAAAUUCAUUUCAUAAAUAGAUUAUUGAUAUGUGCCGAUUCAAAAGUACCCAUGUUUUCAACAUUGAUUGUUUAAGUAAAAGGAACUUUAUUAUUUCAUUAAUAUAAUUUUUAUGGGAAAGUUUCAGUGAGGCUUUGACCAAAAUUCUUCUAUUUAGGUUUUUGAUUGGCUCAUUAUGUAUAAUUAUAUCAAUUAUUAAUAAAUAGUUUAUUUCUCCACAGCUCUUGCAAUUACAAUGUAUAAUAACUGUUAUAGAAAUAUUGCUUAAAAACCUGUGGUGACCAGUGCCUGAUCUGACUUAAAAUAAUGUAUUUGAUUGAUUAUCACAUAGAUAUCAAUUUGAAGUUAAUAAUGAAGGGAAAUACAUAAAAUUUGACACCUCAUCGGUCAUAGGAUAAUGUGCCUUUGUGAAUCUAAAAAUAUAUGUUUAUUUUAUGCAAAUGCAAAAACAGACCUAUCGGUGGACAACACUCCCUCUGUGGGAAAUUCUACUUUAUUUGAUUUAUGAAUGAAUGUCGUUUUUUGUUGUGUAUUGCUACAUUGUGUAUUGUUUAUGGGAUAACAAUAAAUAAACAUUUUUCACAA